Molecule: messenger RNA, 7736 nt
Organism: Lethenteron reissneri (Far Eastern brook lamprey)
Lineage: Eukaryota; Metazoa; Chordata; Hyperoartia; Petromyzontiformes; Petromyzontidae
Gene: UBE4B
Product: ubiquitination factor E4B
Biological process (GO): ubiquitin-dependent protein catabolic process; protein polyubiquitination; ERAD pathway
Cellular component (GO): cytoplasm; ubiquitin ligase complex; nucleus
Molecular function (GO): ubiquitin-ubiquitin ligase activity
Source: RefSeq, a predicted model, not a curated record
UGAUCGUCACUCUGCCCCGACAUGGCCGCUGCUCGCAGGAUGCAUCAAUCGCUGCUGCACUGACGCCGCCUUCUCCUCCUCCUCCUCUUUGUCCUGUCUCCUCAUCCUCAUUUUCCUCCGCGUCCGCCUCCUCCUUCUGCUGCUAACCCUGAAGAGACGCAGCUGCUGCCCCGAAAUGGAGGAGCUCAGCCCAGACGAGAUCCGCAGGCGCCGCCUCGCUCGUUUGGCGCAGCCGGCCACGCCGCUCACGUCACCGCAGCGAGAGACGGCACCGCCUAUCGCGGGGCCCGCAACUCCCGUAGCCUCAUCACCCCCGGCCACGGCCCAGGGGCCAUCCAUAGCCCAGGGUCCGUCGACCUCGCCGAGCGUGCCCGUGGAGAUGAGCCAGAGCAGCUCUUUGAGCAGCUCCCCGUCGGCCGGCGCCGAGUCGCAGUCGCAAGGCCUAUCGCGCUCACAGAGCAUGGAGAUCGACCGCUCUGCACCCGACAAGAGUGGAUCUCAGGUGGAUGUGGACUCGGGGAUAGAGAACAUGGAAGUGGAGGAGAGCGACCGCAAGGAUAAGCGAGGCCUGAACGUAAAGGGCUUGAUGCAGGCCUCGGACGACACGGAGAUGACCAAGGACCAGCUGCUACAGCUGGUGUGCAAGAUCCUGCGGGUGUCGUGGAAGCAGCCCGGCCGGGACCUGAUCUACCUCCCAGCGCUCGCGGCCGAGUUCCUUGCCGCCCCACGGAGCGUGUUUUCCGACUGGAAGGACCUGGUGGGACAGAUCCUCGUGGAGGUGCUCGUGAACCUGACACGCUCGGAUGCGCAGGCUCCUGCGGAUCUCCCUGGCUCGGUGGACUCCGUGGAGGAAAAUCCGUUCGCCGGUCUUGCCACCGGACCCCUCGCAGCAUCGCAGCCGGUGCCCGUGCCCCCCGGGCGGCGAGAUGUCUCCGGCAGCGACCCCGUGGCGCUGUGCAGCUUUCCCAGAAGCCCCGGCGCAUGCGGUGGAGAGGGUGCCAGCUCGAGUCUGGGUGGCAGUCAGGGCACAAGUCUGUACAGUGCCAGCCCCAGCCCCUGGUUCCGGGGUCUCGGAGCAUCAGCCCUCCCAUCCCGCCCCUCUCCCAGACCAUCCCCGCCGUCCCCCUUUCCUGCCACCGCCGGCGCUGCUUCUCCGACCCCAGGGCAGUUCGUGCUCAAUACUCCUGCUGUGCACAGUCCCAUGUUCAUUGGAACCCCGCAGCGCGCAGCGUUGGCAGCGUCGCCACGCCUUGACGACCCGGUCGCCCUCCUCCUGUCUCUCGUGGCGGCUCACGGAUCGCGCCGCCACCGCUCGGGCCACGGCGGUGAUGAUGACGACUUCGAUGAUAACGAUGAUGAGGAUGAGGAGGGUGUGCUCGGCACCAGCAGCAACAGCAGCGCCGCAAUCGGCAGUGACGCGACGGCGCUGUGCUUGCCAGCGGAGCACCGCAGAGACGUCUUCUCGAUGGAGAGCUGCGCAGAGACGCACGCGCUCAACUACCUCGUCGAGUGCUUCGACCGCGUCGCCAUGGAGGAGAGGGCAGCGCCCAAGAUGUGCAGCCUUCCCGAGGUCGGCCGCGUGCUGGGGCAGAUCCGCACGCAGUGUGUGGCUCACGCAACGCUCGUGCUGCAGGGGGCGCUGACCCAACCGCGAUCUGCACUACAUCCGUCGCUGCUGGUGCCAUACCUGCUGUGCCGGAAUUUGCCGGUCGGCUUCAUUCAGGAGAUGGUGAGGGCCUCCUGCCUGGACCAGGAUGCGUUCAGUCAGGUGUUCAUGCCAGUGGUGCAAGGCCUUGCCCAGGCCUGCUGCGAGUGCUCGCUGGAGAAUGACAAUUUCAAGUUCCCGCUCAUGGCACUGGCGGAGCUGUGCGAGGUGAAAGUGGGAAACACUCGCCCCAUCUGCUCCUUGGUUGCACUGCACGAGCUGUGGCUGCCCGACUCGCUCACUGGUGGGGGCGGCCGCGAGCUGCAGCGUCUCUCCUUCAUCGGCUCUGUCUUCUCACUCUCCGCCUUCUCCGAGGACGACCCCAAGGUGGCAGAGAAGUAUUUCUCGGGGCCAACACUCACACUGGACAAUACGCGCGUUGUCAGCCAGGCCCUGCAGCAUCACCUGGAGACGGCGCGGAUGGAGCAGUUCAAGGUGCUGCACAGCAUGCUGCUCAAUGGAGGCACGCGGGAAGCCACGCUCGCGUACAUGGCUGCCGUUGUCAACCGCAACGGCAAGAAGUCACAGCUGCAGACGGAUGACCGCCUGGUGUCGUCCGAUGGCUUCAUGCUCAACUUCCUGUGGGUGCUGCAGCACCUGGCGGCGCGGAUCAAGCUGGAGACUAUAGACCCGCUCUACCCAUUCCACCCGCGCUGCCGGCUGACACUGGGCCCUGACGAGACGCGGCUGAAGGCGACGCGCGAGGAACUUGCUGUCUGGCUGGAGCGACUGCGCUCGGAGCCGUGUUGCCAGGCCGACGUCAAGUUCCCCACGGAGUGCUUCUUCCUCACGCUGCACUGCCACCACCUCUCCAUUCUCCCUGCGUGCCGACGCUACACACGGCGCCUGCGCGAGAUCCGCGAUCUCAACCGGAGCCUAGAGGAACUCAAAAGCAAAGAGGAGGAGACACCAAGCACUGGGCGCCACCGCGAGCUGCUCAAACGCUUCAAGGCGCGGCUCAGGAGGCUGGUUCGUGCGAAGGCAUGUGCGGACGUGGUCCUGUUGGACGAGAAUCUGCUGCGGCGUUGCCUGCACUUCUAUGGCUCCAUGGUCUGUCUGCUCUUCCGCAUCGUCGACCCCGUCAACCCUAAGCCCCUGCUGCCGCUGAACCCCGAGAUUCCAGAGGCAUUCUCAGCUUUGCCAGAGUUCUACAUCGAAGACAUCGCCGAGUUCCUGCUCUUCAUUAUCCAGUACAGCCCGCAGGUGCUGCAGAGCGAGCCGUGCGGGCCCGACCUCGCCACCUUCCUGCUGGUGUUCGUGUGCAGCCACACAUACCUGCGCAACCCGUACCUACUCGCCAAACUGGUGGAGGUGCUGUUCGUGCUGAACCCCAGUGUGCAGCCACGCACCGCGCGCUUCCACGAGAUGCUGGAGAACCACCAACUGGGUACGCGCCACCUGGCGCCAUCGCUCAUGAAGUUCUACACAGACGUGGAGCAAACAGGCGCCAGCAGCGAGUUCUAUGACAAGUUCACCAUCCGCUACCACAUCAGCGCCAUCUUCAAGAGCCUGUGGAGCAAUCCGGCACACCAGGCCACCUUCCUGGAGGAGUUCAACUCGGGGAGUCAGUUUGUGCGCUUCAUCAACAUGCUGAUCAACGACACAACGUUCCUGCUGGACGAGAGCCUGGACUCUCUCAAGAGGAUCCACGAGCUGCAGGAGGAGAUGCGCAACAAGGAGGCGUGGGAUCGCCUCUCCCAGGAGCAGCAGCAGAGCCGGGCGUCUCAGAUGAGCCAGGACGAGAGGCAGUGUCGCUCCUACCUCACGCUCGCCAUGGAGACCCUCGACAUGUUCCACUACCUCACCAAGCAGGUCCAGAAGCCCUUCAUGCGGCCCGAGCUGUCUGAUCGCUUGGCGGCCAUGCUGAACUUCAACCUGCAGCAGCUGUGCGGGCCCAAGUGCCGGGACCUGAAGGUGGAGAGCCCUGAGAAAUACGGCUUCGAGCCGCGCCGCCUGCUCGACCAGCUCACCGACAUCUACCUGCACCUCGAUUCGCCCGAGUUUGCGCAUGCAAUUGCCAAUGACGAGCGCUCGUACCGAAAGGAGCUGUUUGAGGAUGCCGUGGGUAAGAUGAAGAAGGCCGGCAUCAAGACGGCAAUCGCCGUGGAGCGCUUCCGCCUGCUGGCGGAGCGAGUGGACGAGAUGGUGCAGCACAACGUGCAGGCCGACCACGACUACAGCGAUGCGCCCGAGGAGUUCCGCGACCCGCUCAUGGACACGCUGAUGAGGGACCCUGUGCGCUUGCCGAGUGGCAAGGUGAUGGACCGCAGCAUCAUCAUCCGGCACCUGCUCAACGCGCACACCGACCCUUUCAACCGGCAGCCACUCGACGAGACCAUGCUGGUGCCAGAAACGGAGUUGAAGGAGAGGAUCCAAGCGUGGAUGCGAGAGAAGCACAGGAAGUGACGCACACCAAACCACGACGCUCACAGGAAGCGUGACCCCGUGAACCAGGAAGGGAAGGAAGGCUCCUUCAGUUGUACACCACGCUGUGUCGUUUGCUUAAAGAGAAAAAGGCAAAAUACCCAACACGACGAUGAAAAGGAAAAAACUGAGAUCGCAUUUCACCUGAAGUCGGACGACAGAACCGCGCUUUUCCAGCAUCAGGCACCAAUGGUGCUGCUGCGUCGCAAAGCUGCUCCGCACGCGCGAGGGACAUACGUUGGCGUCGGCCAUUUUCCUCCCUCAAAUCUCGUGCCGGCGGCCGCCUUUAACUCCCAUCGCGCCUCCCCCCUCCCCCACACUCCCCUGUCCUCCAUUGUGCAGUCUGAAAGCCGGGUUGCACUGUGAACUAAAGGUUGUGGAGUGAAAGUGAACGGCUGGGCGUGCGCUAGCGGAGCCAUUGCACGCACCGUUUUGUCGUGGGGGGCGGCCAGGGUGCAGACAGCCAAACGCCUCCCCUCCCUGCGCCGCCUCAAGUAUUAGAUACAUCACUUCCCAGGUCAGUGCUUCAGGAUAGUCCCUAAUCCUCCUUGCUCCCCUGUGUACCCCUCCCCUUGCCGCAGCGCUUCCGAGUGCAGGCAACUGUUGAAGAACUCUGUAGUUAGAGAUCACGUUUGAAUUAGAAUAUCUUUGUAUUUCUUCCGUUAGAGAUCAUUAAAAAUUUGAUACUUAAUUGUAUAAAGAGCAUGUUGGCAACAGAGGCAAGACUUAUUUAUUAAGCGCCAACCCAACAGGACAAUUCCACUCGCAAGAGUGGAAAACGAAGGUAGACAUGUGGAAACUUUUCUCUUAUCACCAUUACAAUUUUUUUUAUUAUCAAGAUAAAAAAAAACUGAAUUUAUUCAUAAUAAUAUAAAGCACAUGUAAUAAGUUUUCAAAGUCAAACCAUAUACAGUUGAACCCUGCCAUUUGCUACACAUGUCAAUCAGAUGUAAUGAAUGAUCCAACCAGAAAUGAUACAAAUAUACAUUUUCACAAAAUGUACAAUCUGUUCUAUGUUGCAUUUUACAAGCUUAUAAAAACAUUUAUUUCUCAAUGCUGAUCAUACUUUGAGGACUGGUCCCAUCAUAGAAAUUUGGAUUUUCCCUAUCUAGCUCAAAGCCACAAAGAGAUGAGCACCUCCCUAUGUGAGCUUGAGUAGGCACACGUUUUAACCUUGGGGGGCAGGGUGGUUCAGUGGUAACACUCAUUCCUUACAGCAAAAAAGGGCCUGGGUUUCAUUCCCGACUCGGGUGCCUUAUUGUGUGGAAUUUGUAUGUUCUCUCCCUGUUAUGCAUGGUUUUACGCUGGAUUCUCUGGUUUCCUUCCAUUUCUUAAAAGCCACACAGUGUUACUGGUAUUUGGCAAACAUCCCAAAACUGAAAAUUACUUGAAAAUUACUCAAAUGAGGGGACACAGCAAAAUCAACACCGUCAAAAAUCUGGGCAAGACCCUCCUGAAAAAGUCCUGAGACUUGGUGAGACUCUCCUGGGCAAACAGGCAUAAUAAUAGCCAUGAUGGCCUCAUUUAGGGUAAAUCUUACAGCAUGCCUCAGAAUACUAGAAAGCAUGAAACAACGUUUUUUUUUUACUCGUGAAAUAUCAAUUAGAAUCAGAACAAUAAUUUGUGUAUACAAAUAUGCAACUGCUUUCUUUAGCAGACUAUCGGCACAAAAUACUGGAUAAAACAGGAAAAAUUUUACCAUAAAAAACUACCAAGAAUGAAAUUCUGAAUCUAAUUGCGACAGUUUAUCGAAUCACAGGGCAGCAAAUUGUCACCUGCCUCCUAUGAAGAUGGCUCGGCAGUAGAGCGAGCGGCUCGCAAUCAGGAGGUUGCAAAUUCAAAUCCUGGUUAGGGAUUGACUCAGGCCAUCAUCCCUCUGGGGUAUAAAAAAUUUGUUCCACUUGGAUAUCCAAUCAAUAGACUUGCACAAUCACGGGAAUGUAGCAUUUUCACCGUUGGCUCGGGAUUGUAAACAGAUGAGCUCUGCUUUGGUGCUCAUUAGAGUAGGAACUCUCUUGACUUUUAACUGUAAACCUGGCCCCCCACAUGUUGGACACACACGACCACACUUUAGCAAGAAUUCUCCAAGCGACGUGAGCAGCUGUGAUCCGUGUGGCAUGGUUAGUAAGGCCUUUUGUUGAGCAGCAGACUGAGCACCACGACCACCUCCAGCACGGCCGGUGGCACACUGUGGGGGGAGACCAAACACAACAAUUGAAGCUGCUUCUUCGCCUUAUAGACCUAAGUGACAAGUGCUAUCAGCCAAUGGUUCUCUGCUGAGCUACCUCCGUCUGCACAUUGCUGUUUAAACACCAAAUGCUAAUUUAAUGCCGAGACCUCGGGAAAAGCUCGGCAUCUUUUACCGAGUGUUGUUAUUUUGGUCAGUUAAAUAUAAUUUGCUUGUACAUACCAUCAGGUAUUCACAUUUUGAAAGGUGUACGUAUACAGAAACUGAUAUUCAAAUGUUUUCUAAGAAUGCAAUUGGAUGGUGCAAUGGUUUACUAACAUAACCUUGAUUUUCCCAACCACAAGUAAAAAAAAAUCCACUGAGCUUUAAACUUCAAACUAUUUUUAUGUUAUCUGGUACCGCCACAGAUUUACAGCCCUUUUUCAGAACCAACCUGGCUACAAAUGAUAGCUCAACGAAGUUGCUUAUGUGGAAAUUUAUAGCAGCCAAAUACUCUAAACGCAAGUUUAUAAAUGAAGGGAUAACCCGGAGGAUCCGGAUAAAAAUCCACGCGACCAAAUAUACAGGCGUCAGGGUCAGGAUCGAACCCACACGUGUACACCAGGCGAGGUAGUUAAUGAGGUAGCAGAUAAGAUGCACUUGAGACCAGCAUUGUCUUUCAAGGAAGACUUGGGGAAAAUAUUUAUUUUUGAACAGGCACAGACGAAUUUCCCAAACUGUCAAGAGGCCAGGAACAAACAGCACUAUCCAAGUUGUCAUAGAUGAGAGUUGUUGGUACAUUGCUUUAAUUGAAAAAUGUCAUUACUGGUUGAACAAAAAAGGUAGCGUGGUGAGUGGUUGAGUGAUAUAGUGGUGAGUGAGUGUUGUGACCUGCAGUAGUGUGGUGGUUAAAUACAGUAUGGAUGAGGUAAAGCAGUCUAGUUGAGUCCUCAACGCUUUACUCAGUGACGCUGCUUGGAACAGUGACCAUUAUUGUAAAACAGGACAAGACAGCACUUGAAAAUUGCUGAAUGGGCCUGCACUCUGCGUUCUCUAUUCUUGUUAAAUGUGAGAUGCGUUUACCUGCAGAAACCCAGGAGCCACCAGGCGGCGUCGCAGGCCAGGUAGUCGAACAGGUAGAACGCCAUCGUGAUGCCGGCGCUGCUGUGACAACCGAUGGCUGGUCGCGACGCUGGUCAAGGGGAUUUUGCCUGCUUCCAUUGCAUAUUUUUCUGUUAUCCACAUUAUUAAGAAGCAACAUGUGCAAACAGAAGCACCAAUACUAGAAAAUAUGCAAUUGCAUUAUAUUUCCCUAUUGGAUGACUUGGAAAUAAGCUCGGCCUUGCAAUAUUUUGGAAACAAUUUGCUAAUGCAAAUCGAAGUGUUCUUGCAGACCAAUUUUAUGUAAAUAGGUCACAUUAAACGAACCAUGUCACUUUG